CUUAGAUACUUAUAGUACAAAGUGAUUGCUAUUUGCAUCAUCAUGUACACUUUGCUCGUGUGUGUGAUGGUAAUGGCUGUGGCGUGUGUAUAUGGUCAAGUAGGACGUUAUCGGCCUAUACCAGCACCUGUAAGACCUUCUGGUGGAGGUGGUCCAGUAAUAGCUAUACUUAAGCAGACUCAAGAUAUUAACCCGGAUGGAUCUUAUCAAUUCAGUUUUGAAACUGAAAAUGGCAUAGCUGCUCAAGAACAGGGCUAUCAAAAACCUGGAUCACCGGAACCGAUCCAAGAAGCUCAAGGAUCUUUUCAAUAUACAGCGCCUGAUGGUACCCCGAUUAACCUUCAGUAUAUUUCCAACGAGGGCGGUUUUCAGCCACAGGGUAAUCACUUACCCAUACCACCACCGACUCCUCCAGCUAUCUUACGGGCUUUGGAAUGGAUAGCUGCUCAUCCUGAACCGGAAGAGCAACGGAGAGGUUGAAAUAGACUAUCGAAUGUCACACAUUAAAUUAUUUAAAUUUUUUAUUACGACACAUGUGUGUACCGCUUUUCUAUGAUUCGUUAAUUUAAUAAUAAGUAGUCGUGCCAGCUGUAAUGUGCAUAUACAAUAUAAAAUAAUAA
This is a messenger RNA of Agrilus planipennis (emerald ash borer), 620 nucleotides long. RefSeq names its product endocuticle structural glycoprotein SgAbd-4-like. The coding region runs from base 43 to 480 and encodes 145 amino acids. Gene Ontology annotation, cellular component: chitin-based extracellular matrix. The record is from RefSeq and is a predicted model, not a curated record. The transcript is spliced from 3 exons. Gene Ontology annotation, molecular function: structural constituent of chitin-based larval cuticle. NCBI's taxonomy places the organism in Eukaryota, Metazoa, Arthropoda, Insecta, Coleoptera, Buprestidae.